Molecule: messenger RNA, 1035 nt
Organism: Parathielavia appendiculata
Lineage: Eukaryota; Fungi; Ascomycota; Sordariomycetes; Sordariales; Chaetomiaceae
Product: NAD(P)-binding protein
Exons: 3
Coding region: 1-1035 (344 amino acids)
Cellular component (GO): mitochondrion
Molecular function (GO): oxidoreductase activity
Source: RefSeq, a predicted model, not a curated record
AUGAAGUCCUGGACUGCGACAUCCUGGGGAACCGCCCGCGAGUCCCUGACCCUCAACACAUCCACCCCAGCCCCCUCCCUCCCGCACAACUCGACAUCCCUUCUCGUCCGGAUCACACACGUUUCCCUCAACCCAGCAGAUUUGGUCUUGUUGAAGUCACUGCCUCCAUGGCUCCCUUUUCGGCGCGCGCCUGUGCCGGGGAUGGAUUUCGCCGGCGAGGUUGUCGCGGUCGGUGAUGCCGUCCCUGCAGAGACGGGGUUGAAAGCGGGUGAUGAAGUGUGUGGUGCGAUGGGGUUGUGGGAGGUUGCGAAGGGAUGUGGGACGCUGGCUGAGUUUGUUGCGGUGGAGAGUUCGCUGGUCGUAAAGGUGCCUGGGAAUUGGGGCGGUAGGGAUGCGGUUGGCGUGAUGGGGAUUGCCGGGCAGACUGCUGUUGCUAUGGCGCGAAGUGUCAUGGCUGGAGGUGGGAUGCAGGGCAAGAGGGUGCUGGUUAAUGGGGCGACUGGUGGGGUUGGGUCCGUGCUGGUGCAGAUCUGCAGAGGGCUUGGGGCCGAGGUGGUGGCUGUCUGUUCGGGAGCCAAUGCCGGGUUAGUGAAGGGGUUGGGAGCGGGCGAGGUCAUCGAUUACCAGGCGCACGAUCCGUUGGAGGAGUAUUUGGCCGAGGUGUUAGGAGAUCGGCCUCUUGAUGCGAUACUGGACUGCGUCGGCAGGCAGCCGCUGUACGCACACUCUCCGAGAUACCUCAAACCAGACGGCAAGUUCAUCAACAUCGUGGGGGGCUGGUCACAGGGUGUGAUACCCUUUGUCCGGAACAAACUGCGGCCGUGCUUUCUGGGCGGAACACCUCGGAGCUACGAGCUGUUUCUCCUCAGCGCAUCGGGGAAGACGGCUAGGGAGGCUGCCGCGUGGGUCGAGCAAGGGAUCAUCAAGCAGGCAGUCAUUGAUUCUGAGUUACCUAUGGAGCAGGUAGUCGAGGCAUGCGAGAAACUUGCAACCGGCCGGGCCAAAGGGAAGAUUGUUGUCAAGGUCGAAAAGUAG